UUGAGCGAGCCAGUGGUUGUUUGGAGUUGUGAGUGGUCGUUGUGUAGUCAGUGUUUCAGAGGAAUAUUUAAAACAUUCUUAUGAUUUUACGUCAUCAAUGAUGGAUCUGUCACUGGAUACUGGUGUAUAUGCGACAACAAUUGUGAAUACCUGAUUGUUGGAUAUUGGUGAAUUGCGUUAGUGUGCAAUGAAGUUUUCUUGUGUGUAACUCGGAAAGUUUCUUCUCAAGUGCUGCGCAGUGGUUUUAUACCUUGAGGCGGUUGUACUUAAUGUUACCUGUGCGGCAGGCAACAGCAGGCUAAGGUGAGUGUCCUGAAGAUUACGAAAGGUGCCAAAGCUCCGAUCGUAGCAAAGAAUUUUCGGCAGGAAUAUGCAACAAAACGAAAAGCGUAGAUGAAUCCAGCGGAAGCAGCCGUAGCCAAGAAGCAGCAGGAGCGGGAAACUCUGCGCAAUGUAAUUGCGCAGUGGAAUGCGAACCGUCUUGACCUUUUCGAACUCUCGGAGCCGAAUGAGGAUCUCGAGUUCCAUGGGGUCAUGCGGUUUUAUUUCCAAGAUUCCGGCCAGAAGGUUGCCACCAAGUGUAUCCGUGUCGCGUCUGAUGCCACGUCGCAGGCCGUCAUUGAGACACUGAUUGAGAAGUUCCGUGCAGACAUGAGAAUGCUCUCGUUACCUGAAUAUGCCCUUUAUGAGAUCCAUGAAAAUGGAGAUGAGCGACGACUGGGUAUGGACGAGAAGCCGCUGUUGGUACAGCUUAACUGGCACAUGGACGAUCGAGAGGGCAGAUUCCUGCUGAGGCGUAUAGACGAUAAAACCAAUGUACCCGCAGUUGGGUUUCAAGAUGGGGGCUCCAGCUUCAGACGGAAGUUAUCAAAACGUGAGAAGAAGCAGCUGAAGAAACAGGAGAAGCUCAACAAACUUAAAAUGAAUGCCCCAACAAACAGCGAAAAUGACGGUGGUGUUGCAGGGAAACUGUACACAGAACUUCCAGAGACCAGUUUCACACGCUCCAUUUCAAAUCCUGAAGCCGUCAUGCGACGCCGUAGACAGCAGAAACUUGAGAGGAAGCUUCAACAGUUCCGUAGCAAAGAUGGAGGGCCAGACACAGGAGGCACGUUAAAGAUCUAUGGGGAGUCUCUUUGUCCUGAUGUUCCAUACAAAACAUUGCUCUUAUCUGUGCGUGAUACAGCACAGCAAGUUGUGAAAGAAAUGCUCACAAAAUAUGGGCUGGAUAGAGAAAUUGACCCCCACAACUACUGCCUUGUGCAGGUAAAUACAGCAGUACCAGCCGAUAACGGGGAGAGUAAAGAAUACCAUGGAGGAACAAAUAACCGUGAAUACAUACUGGAUGAUGAUGAGUGCCCUCUUGCAAUUCUCAUGAACCACCCUUCAUCACGUGGUUCUAUAAUGUUCCAUGUUAGGAGGAGGCCUGCUGAUUACCAUCCACGUAAACGGAAGAAGAAACCUCAACAGAAAUGGAACAAAGGCAGCGAGCUCAUGGAAUAUCGCUAUGAGGAUGGAUAUGAUAGGCUGCCUUUCUUCCUUGAGCUUAACCCAGAUGGCACUGACAUUACAAAUGGUACACCAAAACGUCACCGACUUCACCCAAACGUGACUGAAGUUGGGAGUGAACGACCAAUAAAUACAGCUGGGUCACAACAGCAUGGCCAUCAGUCACAGUCACUACAACUUUUUGGGCCAAAUGUUCAGCCAAGACACUGUGUCAUUGCACAUACAGAAGGAAUUGUUACAGUUACGCCGUGCAGCGGAAAUGCAGAGACGUAUGUGAAUGGUCAGCGCAUUUAUGAGACAACAAUAUUGCAGAAUGGAGCGAUCGUCAAGUUUGGUCGGAUACACAAUUUUAGGUUCAUUGACCCCUCACAUGAUGAUAGGUCUCGGCAACGGCAUGACUCAGCCCGGCAAGGUUUUGACUUCGCAUAUGAUAGACAAUCCUCACGAGAAGACGCUGUUAGUCAUGGUGGAGCCUCGACACCUGGUCAUAAUAGCAAUAAUAAUAUUGGCAACGGCAACAGCAACAGCAACAAUACUGGUCCUAAUGGAACUUCCCAGAAUUAUGAAACGACGUUUGAUGUAGACGGUAAUGUGGAGACAGUAUCAACAUCAAGUCUGGGGAACAAGGAGGAAACUCGAUCGCAAAGAUCUGUUAGCAGUAGCAGAGAUGGAAACAGGAUGCCAAAUUAUGAACGAUAUCCACGUGGGACAGAUCCAAUCCUUCCAGCAGUACUUGAGUUUCCUGAAGAAACUGAAGAAGCAUUUCUUCAUGCAGUAGUUACAGACCUGGAUCCAGCAGCGCCUCAUUUUAAGCUUGCACCGACGUAUACAUUGUACCUAGUGGCGAGGUAUCGAGCCUCCACCCAUUACAGACCAGAGCUAACUCCAACUGAGCGAGCCCACAGGCUUACUGUACUGCUUGCAAGAGUAGCUGCCAUCAUACAUAAUGUCAUACAGGAGAGGUAUGCUGAUGCCAAGUGCCUGGCUUUCUGGAUGGCAAAUUCUUCAGAGCUUCUUCAUUUUCUGAAGUCUGACCGGCAUAUUUCUGCAUUUUCAUUGGAUGCACAGGAUAUAUUGGCAGAUUGUGUGCAGAUAGCCUUCAAAAAUCUUGUGUCGUGUUUGCAAGGGGAUCUUGCAGCUGCAAUGCCUCACUUUAUGUCAGAAAGAGAUGAUAGUCCAGAAGACGAGAACACAGCGACGGUUCUUCAGGUGUUGACGUCGGCAAUGGCAUUACUGCGGAGAUGUCGUGUGAAUGCUGCCCUGACCAUACAGCUGUUCUCUCAGCUCUUCCAUUUCAUCAACAUGUGGUCUUUCAACAAGGUGGUGACAUCGCCCACCAGUCCACAUCCACAGCAACCCCACAGUGUAUGUUACUGCACCAGAGCCUGGGGUCUGAGACUUAAAUCAAAACUGGCACAGUUAGAAGCUUGGGCAGAACGACAAGGGUUGGAGCUUGCUGCUGAUUGUCAUCUGGCUCGAAUUAUACAAGCAGCACAUCUCUUACAGGCUCCAAAAUACAAUGCUGAUGAUCUAGCAACGUUAAGCUCAACAUGCUUUAAACUCAACUCACUACAGCUACGAGCCCUUCUGUCAAAAUAUCAGCCGACAUCUGAUGAACCUCGACUGCCACAUGAGCUGAUAGAAAAUGUGGUGAGGGUGGCAGAAAAUGUAGCAGAUGAAUUGGCUCGCUCCGAUGGACGGGAAGUGAGGCUGGAAGAGGAGCGAGAGCUGCAGCUCCCGUUCUUGCUGCCGGAAGAUGGGUACAGCUGUGAUGUUGUGCGUGGUGUGCCCCAGGGUUUGGCCGAGUUCUUGGCUCCUCUACAGCAUGCUGGUCUCUGCAGAAUGAGCACGCAGCCCACAUCUAGCGGACUCUGGACCAUAUACAUGACACACGAACCCAAUCCAGGGGCUCGAAGUCCAAGUGCAAUGAGCAAUAGAUCAGGCGGCUAUCCACCUCCUCGGCAAGAACCUGAAAUUCAAGUCAUCAAACUUAACAAGUCAAACAAUGGUAUGGGACUCAGCAUUGUUGCAGCAAAGGGUGCAGGACAGGACCGCUUGGGUAUUUACAUCAAGUCUGUGGUGAAAGGAGGAGCAGCAGAUGCAGAUGGUCAGUUACAAGCAGGUGACCAGUUGUUGACUGUUGAUGGACAGAGUUUAGUUGGAAUAACACAAGAAAAGGCAGCUGAGUACCUCGUUCGAACUGGUCCAACAGCAACGCUGGAGGUUGCCAAGCAGGGUGCUAUUUACCAUGGCUUAGCAACAUUACUUCAGCAGCCCUCACCAGUGAUGGGAAGAGCUCCAAAUCUGACAAGAUCUCGCCCUAACUCUGAACUACUUCCUCCAACUUACAACAUCAGACCUAUCGGAGGACAACUGCCACCUAGCAUGUCUGUAGCAAACCUACAUUCUUCAGCUUCAAUCAACAAACAACAUCCAUGUGCUUAUCAAGAGAGACUUGUUGACUGGAACAGCCAAUCAGGGUCUCGUCGUAUGAGUGAAAGAGAUUUGCCUUCAAGACUUCUAAGUGAGCAGAAUCACAAUGGAGAUUCUAGACGAAACAUAGCCCCCAACACACCCAUACAAAGUUCAAAAUCGGUUCCAUCACUAAACAGUGCAAACAAUGAUCUUGUGCAUGGCCCCACCUCACCUGCACCAGGUCCGAGCUCUACUCCAGGUAGCAAGCAACAUGAGGUAUUCAACCCUGGUUACAGCCGCACCUCGUCCACAAAUAGCAUUCCUCAGAAGACAUUUGAAGUCCAGUCACAACCUGGCAGUGCUACAGGACUUAGAUCAAAGUCAAGUCAAAAUCUCAAUGACCCCCGUAGCCCCACAUCGGCUUUACCACCAACUGGCCUUGGAUCAAGGCAGUCUUCAAAUCCAGCUAUUCAUCAUUCCCCGCAUCUGCAGUCAACAGUCCACCCACAUCACAUGAAUCAACAUCCACACCCAUCUCAGAUAAAUCCACAACAUCCGUCACAAGCCCAGCAUCCACCACUGCACACAAAUCACCAUCCGCCACAGAUGCUUCCCCAGUAUCCGUCACAUAACCAGCAGCAGCAUUCACCCCAUGGUCAGAAUUUGAUGAACCAGCACCAGAUGAACCAGCAGAACCAAAUGCAGAGUCAACAGGGCUGUGAAGGGGAGCGUUUCUAUCAGAACUUGAGUAUCUACAGGAAUCAUGAGCUACACAAUGGUUACCCUCCACCAAGCCCAAACAGAGGGAAACUGCCUAGUCCACAGGCAAAUGAAGACAGGAGUCCCACACACCAGCAGAAAAGUUUGCGAGGUUCACAGUCUUCUCUGCACCGUCCACCAGAAGGUCCUUUAGGUCCUGGUACAAGAGAUCGUCCAGCCUCGGCAUAUAUUCCCCAGAAAGAUCAGUAUGGUAGCCCUCAACAUGGCACAGGCAUGGCUCCGCGCUCUCAGUCAACACGUGACAUCAUGAGGCAAGAAGCAAAACUCCAAGAAAUGCAAGAAGAAGUCCGGAGGCGGGAAAUGAGAGGUGGAAUAACAUCGCCACAGCACUAUCCUCUGCAACCAGGGGGACACACCCGGCCUCAGAUAUUACCUGGGCAUCCUCAGCGAAUCCCCAACACCAGUUAUCUGUAUAGCAACCAAGACCCAAACAACCCUCAUUACCCUCAACAUAAUGCAGUGUUGCCUUAUGCACAGUCUCCUGGCCAUAGUCAGGCCCAGUCCUCAAGUAGCCUUCCCCCCUCUCAGUCAUACAGCGGAGCUCGUCCCCACGUGGGCUAUGUCCCCCCACCCACAGCUCCCAAACCGACACGUUACCCAGGCCCAGUGCAAGCUGGCAAUGAGUUACAGAGGCCACCUUUAGGCAGCGAUGCACAUGGGUCUGUUCGACCGUCCAUGCCUCCUGAAGAUGUGGGGUACCGAGAUUCCCCUCCGCCACCCCCUCCUACAUCAACACAUCCUCUUUACCAGUCUGGAAGUUCGAACGUCGGACAGAAACUGACCUCCCCUUCUGGAAAUCCUGAUAAUAGAUAUACAGCCAGCAUGGGGGAGCCCCCCCGAGGAACCUACUACCCUGCUUCUCCAGGUACUGGAAAUCAGGCGUCUCGUCAUUACCAGUUCAAUGCUACCAACCCUUGGGAAAGAGAGGAGCGGGAAAAGGAGCAACAGCGCAGGCGAGAGGCAGCAAGAGCGUGGCGCGACCAACAGAUUUCUGAGCUGAGCAACUUACCUCAGCGCACAUCUCAGCAGGACGAGCAACUGCGAGCACUCAAGUUGGAACGAGAAUUCCAACGGCGAGCAGAGGAGUGUGCGCGGCAAGAGGAAGAGGAGGAAGGGGAAGAGGAACAAGAAAGUGCUGAGCGAGUGCAGGGUUUGUUGCGUAUGGCAACGCAGCAGCAAGAUAAUGCAGACAAUUCACAAACACAGCAGCAGAACUCUCGACGGCCGCAGCUUAUAGAUUUCCAGCAGAAUGAGCGAUUGUCAGCACUACCUAACCCUAACACAAUACCAAAGUCACCUUUGCCGUCUGGAGGCAACGUUGCGGCCGUUGUGGCUGAUGAGAAGGAGAGGGCAAGGAGAGCCGAAGAAAUUAAACGAAAGCAAACGGAGGUGGACUCCGGCAGGGAACAAGAAGAUCGAAUAUUGCUUGAUACAUCAAAACAAAAGGAUGAAGAGAUGAAACAUAAUGUUCAGCAUCAGAUGCUGCAGCAACCAGUGCCACCACAGCAGCCAAACAAUCAAAUUUUAUCUCCGAGUUCACAGAGCACUGCAGCUCAUACAUCCAGGCCACUGACUCACGUUUCUCAGCCUGCAGCAACACCAAACAAUAAUCAGUACAUGCUACCAACUCCAAAAUCUCUUAAUCCUGGCCAUCUCCGUUUAGAUAACCUUGUCAUAAACGGACCAGCAUCACCACCGCAGAUUCACCACAGCAGAUAUCAGUCCACAAAUCUUCAUCAGCAAUAUAAUGGUUAUGUAACAUCCCAUACAUCUAACAACAGUGCAACCACAACGGGCAGUUAUUACCAACAUGAUCACAACAAAUUACCAGUAAACGCUAUGUUGCCACAGAAUACAACCCCAAAAGUAGAUGCAGUUAAUUAUUAUCAGCAUCAGGAGUUAAAUACAAACUCAAAGCCAGCAGUUGGUAAUCCUGCAUCACCCUUACAGCACACUGGUGCACAGAGACUGGAUUCACUUUUGAUGAGCAGUUGCCAGCAGACAAACAGUUUGAAUGAAAGGAACACAAAUCUUUCAGUUCCACCUCAGCCACCAGAGAGAGGGUCAUCAUUUACAGUUAUGUCUCAAACUCAAGGUGUACUGAGAAAUUCCACUACAAAUGUUUCAUCAGCUGGGCCUGACAGGAGCAACAUCAUACAUCACAGGGGGUCAGAAACGAAUCCAACAACGAUAAAAAGAGUGUCAUUCCAUGAUCCUAAUGCCAAUCAGCCUACUCCACAGCCCCCAAUGGAGCAGAUUUGUGAGGAUCCAAAUCUCUUCAUUAAUGAGGCUGAGACCUUGCUAGCAUCUCCAAAGAGUCCUGAUGGUGGUCCAUUCGCUGGAAAUACUCCAGGAGUGAUUGGAGCUCAGGAAGUCUACAAAGAUCCUCGUGCAAGGUUGCUGGCAGCUCAACAGCACCAGAAAUUACUGUCAACCCGUUCAGGCCCUUUGCCAGAGAAACUCAGUUUCAAAGAGAAAAUGAAAAUGUUUGCAAUGGAAACAGGAGAAGAUGGCACUCCACGAGAUAAAGUUAAAAUCUCGCGAGCCCAGAGAGAAAUUGACAACUUGGGAACUCCGUCUGGUUCUAACAAUAUUGGAAAUUGACAGUAGCUCUGAAGACUUGAUUUGUGAUAUGGCCUAGGGGCUGUUCGGUUGCUUGUGUAUUGAUGCUUCUGCGUGGAUGGUGUGAAAAUAUGUGAUACUGAACAAAAUGCGGGAAGAAACAUCAAGGGCAUGAAAUAAUUCUUGUGUGUUGUCAUAUUAAUUGAAUCUUCUGUUGACUUUUGAAUACAGGAAGUGUAACAUAUCAGUUUCUGCUUUUUAGGAGUAACACUUUGGUGUUGGUGGUCUAUUUUCCAGUGAACCUUUUCAUAAACAAUAUAUAUUUGUAUGUUGAAACUAUUGCAGUGAAGUGGUUUCAAAGUGGUCUAUAUUCUCCUGUCCCUUAUGAACUAUAGACAUGUCAUGUCUUGUCUUAGCAUUGCAAAUUCUCAACAGAAUUCCCAGAUUAAAAACGUUUAUGUACAUAGAACUAAUAAGACAUAUAGAGAAAGUGAAAUAAUUGUGCUUUAUAUAAAAGCAAGCUCAUGGUUAAGAAAUUGCAUAAGUGAAAUUCGUGCACUUCUGUUGCACUUCCUUGUCUUUGCUGUUUGUAGGUUGUUCAUUAUAUGCUCAAGUUCACUGUAUGCAGGCUAGUAACAGUGAGACAUACACCAACACUGGCAGUAAAUGUUACUCAGUACUCGUUACUUUCCACCAAUGAC
This is a messenger RNA of Cryptotermes secundus, 7967 nucleotides long. It is a transcript of the gene cno, whose product is annotated as afadin. Gene Ontology annotation, cellular component: adherens junction. The record is from RefSeq and is a predicted model, not a curated record. Gene Ontology annotation, molecular function: cell adhesion molecule binding. Gene Ontology annotation, biological process: regulation of protein localization; signal transduction. Bases 394 to 7308 code for a protein of 2304 amino acids. The transcript has 35 exons. Lineage: Eukaryota; Metazoa; Arthropoda; Insecta; Blattodea; Kalotermitidae.